Molecule: messenger RNA, 1103 nt
Organism: Stereum hirsutum FP-91666 SS1
Lineage: Eukaryota; Fungi; Basidiomycota; Agaricomycetes; Russulales; Stereaceae
Exons: 3
Coding region: 171-587 (138 amino acids)
Source: RefSeq, a predicted model, not a curated record
GUGGCCAAUACAAUUUUCAGCCACUUGCUCACUACAGGCUCUUUGGACUCGAGCAGAUACUAGACGCCUUCGACUCGAACUCGGAUACUCUGCAGCUCAAAGUCCGCAUGAAUGUUCCACGAGAAACGAGAGAUUGAUCAAGGGUUGUCGGACAAGGGAGCUCGGACGUCAUGGUCAGUAGUAUCGAUUUGGGUCACCCGAUGCACAUCCUGCUUUUGCCUGGUACUAGUAAGACACAGUGCUUUAAGUUCGUUCACGAGUUCAAUCAACACGCACUGCUGACUGGUACGAAGUCCAUGUACGUGUCACAUCGUCUCAACAUGCUGGUUUCCCGAUGUGAAGCUCGCGUUCACUCACGCAUGGACGCACCCGCAUUACAAGUUCGACGCCGUAUGCACAAUUACCCUCGCUCGCAUUCAUCGAGCGACCAGAAAGCCUUUGUCGUUGUCUUGAGCGCCUCAGCGCCCUGUCAGAAGACGAAACGAGGGUACUUAGGAGGCAUGGGAGACCGAAACAUGAGAGCGGUGAGCGCUUCAUGCUGGUAUCAAGAUGGGCUACAUAUAGACGACUCAAGUGCAGGUAGAUGAAGAUGCGUGCGUAGCAUCAGAACCUGAUAUGGGCAUGAAGGUGUCCAGUGCUGGUUUCGGUAUUGAUGUCAUUUUCUAGUGGUCUUAGCAACUGAACUAGUCUAAACAGACAUGGAAUGUAUUUGUGUCGUAGACGGUCACGAUCCUCGGACAACGUCCUACCUCAUCUUUAUGCGUCGCCUUUGAGCGAUACAAAGGCGUCCUCCGGUACAUUCACGAGACGGGAUGAUUCCACUGACCAAACCUGAAGAUCCUAGAAGACAAAUGGUAAGAUUUCGUAUCAAGCAGGGAGACGCUCGGUGUGGGCGGGCUUGAUGCCGUCCAUAUGGAUACAUUUCCAAAAACUGCGAGGACAUGGCUGUCCGAUGCUACGGUGUUGUGUGUGGGCGAUGAAUGUCUAUGGGACUAUUGGCGCUACCUAGUUUAUUUUCAUCGCCUCCCCGAUUAUCUUUCAUCUCACAUCCACAUCAUACUUCCAUUUCUACCGGGACCGAUCGAUUCUGUCCUCAUUUCGUG